GAGGGAGGGUCGGGGGUGCCGCCGCCAUGGUGGCGCACGACGAGCUCGGCGGGCUGCUGCCCAUCAAAAGGACUAUCCGGGUCAUCGACGCGCAGAACCAGCACUUCAGGGAGCAGGAGGAGCCAAGCACGAAACGGGUCCGGCCUUUAGCUCGAGUCACCUCCCUGGCCAACCUCAUCUCCCCCGUCAGAAAUGGGGCAGUUCGGCGCUUUGGGCAGACAAUCCAGUCGUUCACCCUCCGCAGCGACAGCAAAUCCCCUGGCUGUGCCCAGAAGUCCUGCAGCAGGUCUGCUGCUCCCACUCCCCCCAAGAGAAGGAACAGUGUCCUUUGGUCUGAGAUGUUGGAUGUGAACACCAAGGAAUCCCUGAGCACCAAGGAAAUCAAGCGCCAGGAGGCCAUCUAUGAAAUGUCCAGGGGAGAGCAGGACCUGAUUGAAGACCUGAAGCUGGCCAGAAAGGCCUACCACGACCCCAUGCUGAAGCUCUCCAUCAUGUCUGAGGAGGAGCUCACCCACAUUUUUGGGGACUUGGAUUCCUACAUUCCUCUGCAUGAAGACUUACUGGCAAGCUUGGGAGAAGCAACAAAACCAGAUGGAACCGUGGAGCAGAUUGGGCCCAUCCUUGUGAAGUGGCUACCCCGACUGCACGCCUACAAAGGCUACUGCAGCAACCAGCUGGCAGCCAAAGCGCUGCUGGACCAGAAGAAGCAGGACAGGAGGGUGCAGGAUUUCCUGCAGCGCUGCCUCGAGUCUCCCUUCAGCCGCAAGCUGGACCUGUGGAGCUUCCUGGACAUCCCUCGGAGCCGCCUGGUCAAAUACCCCCUGCUCCUCAAGGAGAUCCUGAGGCACACCCCCAAGGAGCACCCCGACAUCCACAUCCUGCAGGAGGCUAUAUCUAUAAUCCAAGGAGUCCUCUCUGACAUCAACCUGAAGAAGGGCGAGUCUGAGUGCCAGUACUACAUUGACAAGCUGGAGUACCUGGAUGAGAAGCAGAAGGAUCCAAGGAUUGAAGGCAGCAAAGCUUUGCUGUGCCACGGGGAGCUGAAGAACAAAAAUGGACAUAAGCUCUACGUCUUCCUCUUCCAAGAAAUCCUGGUGCUGACGCGGCCGGUGACCCGCAACGAGCGCCAGGCGUUCCAGGUGUACCGGCAGCCCAUCCCUGUGCAGGAGCUGCUCCUCGAGGACCUCCAGGAUGGAGAUGUCAAAAUGGGGGGCUCCUUCCGGGGGGCUUUUGGCAAUUCUGAUAAAGCCAAAAACAUCUUCCGAGUGCGUUUCCAGGAGCCCGGCCCGGGCCAGUCGCACACGCUGCAGGCCAACGACGUGUUCCACAAGCAGCAGUGGCUGAGCUGCAUCCGCGCCGCCGUCGCCCCCUUCCGCAGGAGCGCUGCCGGCCCCGAGCUCGCCGAGCUGCCCGAGCUGAGCGAGGAGUGCGAGGAGAACAACCCCAACAACGCCAACGAUCCCCGUGCGCCCGGCGCCCCGGCCCAGCAGCGCCAGGGAACGCCCCACGCGGAGCCGGAGCAGAGCGCGGCCCUGCCGGACUCGGGGGAAGCCGAGGGGCUCAAACCCCACAGGAGCUCAUCGGGGCACCGCAAAUGCAGGGAGAAGCAGCUCGGCGGGAAGCGGAAAGAAACGCUGGUGUAGCGUAAGGAGGCACGGGAGCCCCGCCAAAGGCGCCUGGGGUUGGGAAAACUGUUAAUUUAUAAAUAAUUAAUUCCGUGUACAUUUUGUACCGGGAGCGCUCGGGAGCGCUCUGCGGAUCAGAGCCUGGGGUUGUGUUGGAAUGGCAGCUACUGGUGUGCGGUCACUGUUGAGCUGGGGGCU
Messenger RNA from Melozone crissalis (California towhee), 1823 nucleotides. It is a transcript of the gene NET1, whose product is annotated as neuroepithelial cell transforming 1. Gene Ontology annotation, molecular function: guanyl-nucleotide exchange factor activity. The transcript is spliced from 10 exons. Lineage: Eukaryota; Metazoa; Chordata; Aves; Passeriformes; Passerellidae. The record is from RefSeq and is a predicted model, not a curated record. Bases 27 to 1643 code for a protein of 538 amino acids. Gene Ontology annotation, biological process: positive regulation of Rho protein signal transduction; intracellular signal transduction.